CAAUCACCACGACGUUUUUGACGCGAACUCAUGCCAAAAAGCAAAAAACCAUUCAGUAUUUUGACAAAAAUGCAACAACAGUGAAGUGAAACUGUGUUUAAAGUAGAACCAGAACUAGAAUGUCGUGCAACUGAUUAAAAGUGCUAGUGUUCGUUUAAUACUUUUUAAAGAUAAUAUUCCUAAACUACUGUGCUAUUUUUGUCAAGUCGCUUUAGAGCUGUGUUCUCGGACCUAAUAAUCUUUUUGGAUUGGAAUCUAACAAAAUGAGUAAAGCUAAUGCGCUAGCGGGUUUAAUUGGCAAUUACGGUGACUCAGAUGAUGAUUCUGAUGACGGAGGAGAUAACUCAAAAACGAAAAGUAAAGGCAAUUUAACUGGUCCUGGUGCUCAAUGCUUUGCUGGCCCACCGCCCCCGGGGACCGCAUACGCAGCAGAAUCUGGUGCUAUCCAUCCGGCUCCGAUUCCACACUGUCCCUGGUCAGCAUGCUAUGAUGAGAACAGUGGCUUCACAUAUUACUGGAACCAAGUUACAAAUGCAGUGACUUGGGAGGCUCCUCCUGAAUAUCUACUAGCUUUGAAGCUGGCCCAGCAACAGUUACAUACGUCAGGAGCUACAGAAGUAUCAGCUGAAGAGUGGCAGUUGUACCAGCAAGCCUUAGCUGAGAAACAGAAUACACAGACCAAAGUGAUAUCGAAACCUCCCGCUGUCAAGCCUGUUAAGAAAACUACUACUCCCACAGACAAACCUACCAAAGCUGGUAGCAAACGGAGAGCUAGUGAUGUGGAUGAAGACAAAAUAGAAUUAAUCACAUCAUAUCACAACUCGGACUCUGAUUCUAAUGAUGAGCAAGAGAGUCCAGUGAAAUCUCCACCCAAGCCACCACCGGUUACGACUCCUAAGCCGCCUAAACUGCCCAAGGUUCAAACUAAAAAGUCAAAGAGCAAAUCGCAACCGAAAGAGUUUGGACCGGCUCUGCCACCAAAUCAGGAAUACACAGUCCCUAUUGGACCAGAGAUUCCUCCUGAGUUCUUAGUAGAGACACCUAAAGAAGUCAAAGAGACGCCACCUGCACCCGUUAUAGAAGAGACAUCAACAUCCACUCCAACACCGACUGAAAACGAUGACAGUCAAGAUGAAUCGUUAUUGCUAACAAAACUGAAAGACAAAGCUAAACUCCUUGAAAAGCUUGGUGGUGAGCUACCAGCAGAAUUACAAGAAAUAAUUCGAUCGGAAACAAAUUCAAAAGCAUCCUCUCCCCUAGUAGUUCAUGAAGGAAAUGAUACAGAAACAGAUAGCAGGUCUAUCGGAGAUAUUGAUGAUUUAUUAGAACAAAUUGAAAAGAAAGAAUUGCCUAAAGUCAAAAAUAAAAUUGACAUAUUCAGUGAAGAAGUUAAAACAAGUGAUAGUGCAAGAAAUUCGCCUCGUAGCAAUGGAAAUGUGUCACCGUCUGGAGAUGAAAUCAAACCGUUAUUCCCUAGUAGUAAGAAUAUAGUAGAUGCGCCCACAACUUCAUUAUUUCCUAGCUCUGCAAACAUACAAGAGAAUGGUAUUGAUAAAGAGGUAAAAGAGAAUCCAAUUGUCACUGAAAAGAAAGGUACUAAUUUGUACCUUAUGGGUGCUGGAGAAAACAUAGAAAAUACUUCCAGAAAGAAGUUAAGAAUAUCGAAUUCGGUAUUGCCACCAAAGAAGGUCGAGACUCCAGCGUAUACUACGAAGUAUUCACAGUUUAUUGAAGGUUUCACGAGUGAAAGGACCGGAUUAGGUUUCAGUAAAGAUGAUACUGAGGCUGAUACUAGUACAAAGAAAACAAACACAAUAAGUUAUGGCAAUGGUUUGAUGUUUACGAAGGGAGAGAUUUUGAACGAGGACAAGAAAGAUGAAGAUCUGGAUGACAUGUCGGAACUGGUGGAGUCCAAGCUGAAAUAUUUGAAUCAGUUGCAGCCAAAUCCCGUGUCUCCAGUGCAAGAGAUGAUGAUUCAGAUGCAGACGCUGGCGCUGGCAUUCCGCGCGGGCGCAUUAAGCGGCGGUUACUGGCGGCGCUGGGUGAGCGGCGCGCGCGCGGCGCUGGCGGCUCACGAGGCGGCCGCGGCGCCGCCGGGCUGGCGCUGCGUCUUCCAGAGGUCGGAAGGGCGCUACCGGUACGAGCGAGAGAGCGACGGGCUGAUGCAGUGGGAGUAUCCUGCUUCUACCAACUGCGACAUGGAUAUCUGCACUACGCCACCGCAUCCUGGGGUUGAAGCCAAGGAGGAAACCCUACCACCGCUGCCUCCAUCGCCGCCGACCGCGCCGCCGCCGCCGCCGCCGCCGCCGGCCAAGCCGCGCACGCCGCCGCCGCCCGCCUGGGACGACCCGCCGCCGCCCGGCUGCGACGACAUCGCGCCGCCGCUGCCGCCGGAACCACCGAAGCACGAAAUUGGCGAUGAGCUUCAAUCCUUCUACAAGGAUAUCGCCGAGCUGGAGAAAAGCGUCACGCCAAAAUCUUCGCCGCCCGCUUCCCCGCCGCCGCCGCCCAAAGAACAUAAGGAGAAAGAGAGGGAUAGAGAAAAAGGCAAGGAGAGAAAGAGAGAAACGGAAAAGCCGAAGGAGAAGGAGAAAGAAAAGGAAGUCAAGACGAAGAAAAAGUCGAAGGUGAAGAUAUCGUCAUCCAUCGGCAUGAAGCACAAAUCGGUCUCCAGCCUAGUAGCCAAGUGGCAGCAGGUGGCCGAAGAGAUCAACUCGGACUAAAAACCUCUUAUAAUUCAAUACAAUAUUUAUCACUAUAACUUAGCAUAGGACUCGCUAGAAAUCUGUUGAAAUGUAAAUACAGAAACGAAGUUGCAUGCUACUUUGGAAUGUAAAGCUUAUGCUAUGUAGCAGACGACUCAUAUUCGCCCAUACCGAACUAGGGCCUUGGAAUGCAUCAUGCUUUUGUAACAGUGGCUGGUCAAACCACUUUUACUGUUUGUAUCGUGGUGUGUCUUGAUGUGACUGAAGUGAAUUUUUAUUAAAAAAAACUUAAUUUUGGCUGUAGGUCACGCGCUAAAAUGUAGAUGGCGUUGCUAUAGUAUUUCAAGCAAAUUAGUAUACUUGAUUUAGUACUAGAUGGCGCGUGACAAAUGUUUCUCAUUGUAUGUCCGAUGUGAUGUUAUAUUAAUCAUAAUAUUAACAUUUACGCUGUUUGUGACCUUAAGGUCUAUUAAUUUAAAAAUAACAUCCAUAUAUUUUGUAAUAGCUAAAGCAUUUAAACAUGUUAAUAUUUUAAGCAAAUUGUUAAACUGAAAAUUUAAGGAAUUGAGUGCAACGACAUGCAAUACAAAUUUCCAUUUACCUAACAAUAAAAUCUGAUUAUAACUAGUUAUACAUAAGUGUUGUUUGAAAAACAGUUUUAUAAUCACAAGUAAAGUUUAAAACGUCAAUAAUUACUAUAUUUACGGGCAAUUAAUUGUAAAUAUACAUUUAUAAUUAGAAUACAAAAUACAUUUGUAAAUAUUUUUUGUAUAAUAAAACGUAUAAAAAUUA
Messenger RNA from Ostrinia nubilalis (European corn borer), 3497 nucleotides. Its product is annotated as formin-binding protein 4-like. The coding region runs from base 264 to 2723 and encodes 819 amino acids. Gene Ontology annotation, molecular function: protein binding. The record is from RefSeq and is a predicted model, not a curated record. Lineage: Eukaryota; Metazoa; Arthropoda; Insecta; Lepidoptera; Crambidae. The transcript has 10 exons.